UACCAAAACGAGAUAGCAGUGUCUAGGUUUUCACGUCGUGAGAUUUUUUGCGGUGAGACGAUUUUUUUCGAAAAGUUCUAUAUCAGAAAAAGAAAAGACAACUCCUGUCGUCAUCAAGCAGCGCCGACGAAGUGAAGGGCCCACAGCGACAAAACAAUCUCGGCUGAGUGCGAACACUGAACAGUAAAUAGCAUUGGAUUCACAACAGUGCGAACAGAUGUGACAUUUUUCAUCCAAUUUGGCUUGCUGUUCUCGUCCAUGUGACCAACACUGAUGUUUGUACAGCAUGACAGUCCUGAAGCAGUUGCCAGAAGAAUAUCUGUCUACAACAGCAUUCAAAAGUUUAGUAACCAGUGCCGUCUGACCGCACUAGAUUACCUUGGUGCUGAAAUCACUUGCUGAACAUUUUUCAAAUUUGGAUAUGCAAUGCCAGUGAACCUUUACAAUAGUAUUUUAUGUUGUAUCAAAAACUUGAAGUGAAAAGAGUUUCAGUGCAGAGUUUCCAUUGAGCAUGCAUUUGCUUGUCUAUGUGCUUGUGGGAAUUAUUUUCAAGAGUCAUGGGUACUACUCGGAAGUUACACACUACAAAGACUGGAUGGGGAAGCUGAAAACAAUUCGUAACGGAAUUCAUAAAAUUGACAUGUAUUUAAAUGCAGCACUGGAUUUAUUAGGUGGAGAGGAUGGGAUCUGCAAGUACAAAUGCAGUGAUGGAUCUAAGCCAACUCCUCGCUCCAAUUAUAAGCCUCCUCCGCCCAAUGGAUGUGGCUCUCCUAUGUUUGGAGUUCAUUGACAAUUUUACAGUUGAC
Messenger RNA from Rhincodon typus (whale shark), 806 nucleotides. RefSeq names its product phospholipase A2, group XIIA. NCBI's taxonomy places the organism in Eukaryota, Metazoa, Chordata, Chondrichthyes, Orectolobiformes, Rhincodontidae. Gene Ontology annotation, biological process: lipid catabolic process. The transcript has 4 exons. Gene Ontology annotation, molecular function: A2-type glycerophospholipase activity; calcium ion binding. Gene Ontology annotation, cellular component: extracellular region. The coding region runs from base 512 to 790 and encodes 92 amino acids. The record is from RefSeq and is a predicted model, not a curated record.